Theobroma cacao (cacao) is the source of this 2992-nucleotide messenger RNA. NCBI's taxonomy places the organism in Eukaryota, Viridiplantae, Streptophyta, Magnoliopsida, Malvales, Malvaceae. The record is from RefSeq and is a predicted model, not a curated record.
AAUUCAUCCAUAAGUGCCGCCCAACACGUACAACUACUAUUCAAGCUCCCCACCUCACCAGAUUCCUCCUCUCGUUUUCUUUCUUCAAAGUAGAAAAAAAAAAAAAAAAAAAAAAACAAAGAUUUGCAAAAUGCUGCAACUGUUUUUCGCGGUGGCGUUCUCGGCGGUGCCUUUGACCCUUUACGUGCCACCAGUUCGGAGCCUCAAUCUAUUCGUCCAGACCGUCGAAGAUAUACUCCGACAGACAGCCUUGUACACACUCAGGGCUUAUCCUCGUAUCCGCCUCGGUCUUUCCCGGAUCUUCCACUCCAUUUUUCACUUGUCUAGGUAUAUCGAGUGCUGGCUCCUGAACUCAAGCAUUCUAAUGGACGAAAUAGGCCGGAUGCUUGGCAUGUUUUCUUCUGGUCCAAGCCUUCCGUGGCUUUGGAUCAUUGAGUACCUAUCAAGCUUCCGCCAGAUAGACACUUCUAUCAUCCGUGGUCUGAUUGAAGCAGCUCCAGUAUUGCCAGAUGAUUUAGGGGAAAAUACAAGAGAAAUGAUUGCUUUAAGAUGUCUGGAGGAGUUAUUUGGUCCUACUAAUGGUCUCAGAGAUGUUGCUCCUCCUGAUUCAAGAGUUGUCUUUGAUCUUGCGGCAAGCUGUGAAGAUGUACUCAAACACAUUGUGCAGGAGGUCUCACUUUCAAAUCUAAGAAAGGCUGGACCAGAGCUGUUGAGAUGGGAUGUUCACCCCUUUAUUAGGCAUAAAAGAGCCUCCCUACCAAAAUGUGCAUUAGAACAGUUGAAAGAUUCAAUUUUGGAGGAAACUCCUGUCCUUGAUGGUGAUGAAAAUACGCCUACAUGGAGGCUUGAUGAUAGUGAUGAUGAAAAUGGUAAUCGAGAGGGCAACUUGAUUCCUCAAACUCACAAAGAUGAUAAUGAAGUGUUGCAAGAUGGGUUGCUUGAAAGAAAUUUAAUCCCCAUUAAGAGGUGUAAAAGUGAUUUGGUUGCUGGAAAUUUGGUGGGACUAGUCAGUUGUAACCAGGAUGGUAUGCAUAAUGAUUUUCUGGUAAAUGCAAAGAAGUUCAAGCAGGAUGCCACUUGUACUAUUCAGUCUGUUGAAAAGAUUCCAAUUCCCUUGCAUGGUGUUGAGCAGUUGGAUGAGUCUGGAAAGAUAAUAAAAGUUACUGAAAUAGAAGGUAAUAACUUGGGAAAGGAUUCUCAAGCAGGUGAGGGCGAUGAAGAUGUGUUUGUGGUCUCAAGGACACUUGGGCAGAGUGAUGCUGUUGGUCAUGUAGAAUUGCAGGACAAUGAGAUGGAGAAUGCUCAAAAUGCAGAUAUAAUGGGUGAGCAAAAAUAUGGAUAUAGGCCUUCCAAAAAUGUUAUGAUGGAUGAAUCCAAUCAUGUUGAAAAUGGUGCGCUGGAAAAGAGUCCUGGUGGUGAUGCUAGUGAAAAUUUUGAUCAAGGUUUUCCAUUAUAUUCCCUGAAUUCAACUUCUGCUGUUGGAUUGCAGCAAAAUAUUGAACCUGAUGAGGCCAAAGCUGACAUGGAGCAUCCUUGUGCAGAAAAAAUGUGUGAAUAUGUAGAUGAAAGGUUUAAUAUUGCCUUGAAUAAGAGUCUUUUCUUGAGUUCACAGUGCAUACCAAGUCAAGAUCCUCUAGGGAAAUCUGGCUGGACAGAACAAAAAUUUUGUGUAAAGUGUAACAAAAAUGGACAGGUGUUGGUCUGCAGUUCUAGUGGUUGCCCACUUGUGGUUCAUGAGAGCUGCUUGGGUUCCCCUGCUAGAUUUGAUGAUAAAGGCAACUUUUAUUGCCCUUUCUGUGUAUGUUCUGUUUCCAUCACGAAGUACCUAGAAGCUAAGGACAAGACCUCCUUGGCAAGGAAGGAACUAGAUGCAUUUUUGGAGCAUUGUUCAAAAAAACUUACUGAGCAACAGUGGAAGCUUCAGAGUCAUCUAAGAUUAAAUGUAGAUGAGGACCUUGUUGGAAUUCAGAUGAACGGACAUCUGGGAGAGAGUAAACACAAAUUCAUUAGUCAAAAGAGAGAAGUUAAAUGUGGACCUUCUGCAUCAUGUCUAGAUGACAAACUGUGUGUGGAAGAGAAGUUUGUGGGUGGGGCAGUACGUGUUCAAGGUGAAAAAAAUGAAGAGCAAGAAAAAUUGGUCCAUGGGCAACAAUCCAUGAGAGAGCAUGAACACCAACAGGACCAACUACCAGAUAACCGUAAGUGCAGUGAUGAUAAUCCAGCUGGUGAAAACACUAAAACCAUCCCGGAAAAUCAGGUAGAAGUUGGAGGAAAAAAUGUGAAGGAAGCUGUACAGCCUCAGAUUACUAAUCCACCUCAGAAACCUGUCUGUGCUUUCAACGGUGAUGGAGAAGAAUCUCCUACUGCUGCAAAUGAUAAGUUUAUAGUAUCUAGUUACUCCAUAAGGUUGAGAAAACGUGAGACAAAGUGCACAUUCCCUCCAAUUCCACAGUUGAGGAGGAAGAAACUUCCAUGGACAAAAAAUGAAGAAGAGAUGCUUAGGAGGGAAGUUGAGAAGUAUGCAAGUCACGGUGGAACUGUUCCAUGGAAGAAGAUUUUGGACAUGGGUACUUCUGUUUUUCUGAGUGGUAGGACUACGGUAGACCUCAAAGAUAAAUGGAGAAACAUGUGCAAGGGUGGCCCCUCGAUGUAAAUGAAGUGAUGUAACAGGCUCACAGCCCAGUGGUUUUGCAUAUGGAGUUAUGUCGUUUUGUUUUGCUCAGCCUCCAGAAGUUUAUAUUCUCGGUUAAGGUAUCUCUCUGUAUCAGUUUGAAGGAAGGAGCUGGGUGUUGGGCUUCCUAGUAGCUCUGUUGUUAUCAUAUACCGUAUUAAGGCGAGUGUAUAGUAGUUGUUAGCAAGUUGGGUGUGGCGGGUUUUCCCCUUCCUUUUGUUUUUGUCCAUGUGAAAAACCUGUUUGUCUUUGGUGGAAGCUAAUAUUUUGAAUGAUGUUUGUAUAUAUAUUGUUAAUCGUAAGCUAGUUUCCAUUAACCUU